GACCGACCGACCGACCUGAGUUGCUAAGUAACCUCUGCAGUGGGAGGCUGCUGCCUGGCUGGAUGCUGCUGAUGUCCCACACUUCAAACUGUCCCGUUUCGGACGCAACACUUCGUUGAGGAGGAUGGACGACGGCUCCGACUUGUCCCUGACCAUCGCUCAGAUCGUCCAGCGGCUGAAGGGAAGCCACCUCCACUCCCAGAUAGAGAGGCAAGCCAAAGAGUGUUUACAUCAACCUGAGAUCAAGCUGGAGUCCCUCAAAGAGGACGUACGCAGUUUUCUCAAAACAUCAGGCUGGGAAAGACAGCUCCAGAAUGCAGUGUACAGAGAACUGCAUGUCCAGCUGCCCCCGAGUCAUCCCUCAGCUCCUCCAGAGCAUCUCAAAGAGCCACUGGCCUACAUGCGCAAGGCACAGGCCAGCUGGGAAAAGCGUGUCCUCAAAAGCCUGAACAGCAUGAGUACUGAGCUCGGAGUGCCUCUGGCUCGCAUGAGGCCCGCAGCGGAGCAGAAGGAGCUCACCAACAAAUGGAACGAGAUGGGCACAGAUGAACCAGAUUUAACUCGCUUUAGGCCUGUAUAUGCCCCCAAAGACUUUCUGGAGGUGUUAAUCAGCCUGCGGAAUCCAAAUCAUGAUAGCAGCGAGGACGUCAGCGUCAGGAGCCACUGGGGUCUCAUCCAUGUUCCUCUCAACGUCAGGGACAUCCCUCAGCUGAGACGGGCCUACUCAGAGCUGAACCUGACCUCUGGACAGUUGGGGAUUGAUGACCAUGCACACAUCCAUCCAGACUUGUUUGAAAACGACUAUGUUCAAAUCGGGAAAAAAGUGGUUAUGGAGCAGGACAGUGCAGCAGCGCAGCAGUACAGCAGACAGGGCUGUUCUACUGGGCUCCGUGCAGACCUGUGGGCCCUCAUCCUUAACUCUACUAACCAGCCACAGGAUGUGAUGCAUUAUGAACAGCUAACGGCUGGAGUCAUACAGCAUGACCUGCUGGUGGACAACCUCAUCUAUAAGGAUGUGAAGCUCACCGCCAGUAACGACGACUACUACUUUGUGUUUGAAGAUUUCCUCUAUCAGGUGCUGCUGUGUUUCUCUCGAGACACCGCCGUCUUGGAGCACUUCAAAUACAACAGUGCCACUCCUCCCAGAUCCUUCAUCCAGGGGAAGGGAGAAGAUGAGGAUUGUGCUGUUGUUUAUCCUCCCAACGGUGUCAUCCCUUUUCAUGGGUUUUCAAUGUAUGUGGCACCUUUGUGUUUCCUGUACAACGAGCCAUCCAAGCUGUACAGUGUAUUCAGGGAAAUGUACAUCCGCUACUUCUUCAGAUUACACUCCAUCUCCUCCUCGCCCUCGGGGAUUGUGUCUCUGUGCCUGCAGUUUGAGCGACUACUUCAGACUCACCUGCCUCAGCUCUUCUACCACCUCCGACAAAUUGGGGCACAGCCGUUGCGCAUAGCCUUUAAGUGGAUGGUGCGGGCCUUUUCUGGGUAUCUGUCUACUGACCAACUGCUUCUUCUCUGGGACCGAAUCCUGGGGUACGAUUCUCUGGAGGUAGUUGCAGUCCUAGCAGCCGCUGUGUUUGCCUUCCGCGCUGAGAACCUGAUGGAAGUGACGUCCCUAGGCUCAGCUGAGGCUGUCCUCGCUGACCUUUCAACCCUGAAGGUCAUGCCACUCAUCCAGAUCUUUUUAUUUGCCACCGCCAUCUGAGGAGCAUGGAAACUACAGGAUAGGAGUUGCGGUACGUACAUGCCUCCCGGAGCAUAAAGAGACACUCCCAGAAUGCCACUUUGCAAUGCUGUAACCACACCGACACAGUGUUGGCAAUCAUCCAUCAAGACACACCAGGCUACAGUGUGGGGAUGUCUCGCAUCUCACAUAUCUUGCACUAGUUCAAACAAAAAGCCAAACCCCUCUUUAGCAUGGAUGUACCAUAAAUAGUGAAUACCCGCUAUCACGUUAUUAGAUAUUAUACAGUAUGUAAGUAUAGCCUGCUAACCAGUAAGGUUAAGCUAGCCUCCUUAAGCCAUAUGCUCUGCAGGAAAGACGAUAUGCUCAGCAGUGCUUGGAUCAGCUGAGAAGCUCAUUCGGAGACGGGUUGCAUGAAGAAGUAAUUGUAUUGCGAUAGCAGCGUGCGAAAGAGAACAACAGUGACAUCUCUGAGCUUGGCUAAUGAAGUGUUAAUUAGCUCUUGCAAUUUACUCUGCUCUGUAGCUCCUGCUUGUAAUAACACUAGUAGAUAAUGCUGUUACUGAUGAAUGAGGAGAUUGGAAGCAUUAGCGUGCGCCAGUGUGUUGAGAGAAAUAGUCAAAUGACACAAACUGGAUUAGCAUGUCACUUAUAUAUAAUAGAAGCUGCUGUGUGUACACAUAAUGUAUUGUAUUCAUGAAGAAAUUGCAUAUUACUGCUUAUGGGGCAUUUAGCACCUGUAGUGCCAGUAUUUAUUUAAUUUCAUCAUGAACAUUUAUUUAAAAUUAUGCAAUUAAUUACAGAAUAUAUUCAGCUUUUUUUGUAUAGUACAAACAGUGUAUUUCACCUUUAAUUUAAAUGCAAGAAAAUCAUUUUUUAAAAUAAUAUUAACAGUAUUAUUUUAUUAAGCCAUUGCCAAUGUCUUUCAUUCAACCCAUUUAUU
Molecule: messenger RNA, 2624 nt
Organism: Anoplopoma fimbria (sablefish)
Lineage: Eukaryota; Metazoa; Chordata; Actinopteri; Perciformes; Anoplopomatidae
Gene: tbc1d19
Product: TBC1 domain family, member 19
Exons: 21
Coding region: 125-1702 (525 amino acids)
Source: RefSeq, a predicted model, not a curated record